Messenger RNA from Bacidia gigantensis, 792 nucleotides. RefSeq lists its product as uncharacterized. The record is from RefSeq and is a predicted model, not a curated record. Gene Ontology annotation, biological process: kinetochore assembly. Bases 1 to 792 code for a protein of 263 amino acids. NCBI's taxonomy places the organism in Eukaryota, Fungi, Ascomycota, Lecanoromycetes, Lecanorales, Ramalinaceae. The transcript has 2 exons. Gene Ontology annotation, cellular component: kinetochore.
AUGCCUAUGUGUCAAUACAGCAUGACUGCCGUAUCAAGUGGUGUCAAGGACUUGAGUGUGGAUGAUUCUACAACAAACAUAGACUUUGACGCCCUCAUACAGCUUGCUGCUCACCAAGAUGGCGAUACGUUACAAUUUUACGAGCUUGAAGGUCAAAUCUUAGCCUUGUGGGACAAGCUUAACGAGCUGCAACUGGAAAUUGCGGUUUUACAAGCUCAGAAAGCUGACUCUACUGAAGACACUUCCUCCUUGUCUGAGGACGAAGUUUCAAAGGAGCUGAAAAAAGCCGAAAAAGAAUGUCUUGACGCCCGCGCUGAAUAUGUCCUAAGCGGGAGCGUUAUUGAAGACACCAUAAUUACCGGGCCUAUCCUCAAUGCCAUUCAUGCGGGUGAAAAUGCCUCAGGCCCCGAGAGGACAUUGAAGCCGCUCAUUGAGCGACGCGACACACUCGAGAUGGCAUCUACAAAUUUGUCCUCCCUUCUACAAUCUACAAUUGAGAAGAAGACAGGGAUUGAAAUAGUGUGCGAUUCCAUCAAACAGAAGAACCGUGGAGUAGCUGCAGAUCUCGUGCCACUUGCCAAGAAGAUAGAGGAACGCAGAACCGUUGUUAAUAAAGAGCCACAUCUUGAAGCAAAGGUUGUAGAAGCAAAAGAAGAAGCCGACACUGCAAGAAAGCAAAGGGUCAUCAUGAAAAGUGUGGUUUCUGCCGUGAUAGCUGGAAGUGGUGUCAACUGGUCAAAGGACAGUGGUUUGAGGGACUUAGUGCUUAAGGUGGACGAUGAAGACGAUUGA